Molecule: messenger RNA, 1977 nt
Organism: Phialemonium atrogriseum
Lineage: Eukaryota; Fungi; Ascomycota; Sordariomycetes; Cephalothecales; Cephalothecaceae
Product: major facilitator superfamily domain-containing protein
Exons: 9
Coding region: 100-1812 (570 amino acids)
Biological process (GO): transmembrane transport
Cellular component (GO): plasma membrane
Molecular function (GO): transmembrane transporter activity
Source: RefSeq, a predicted model, not a curated record
CACUGACCCAGUUAGAUUCACACUCGAUAUUCACUCUCAUCCAUUUCUCUUUGCCAUUUCUGCUCUUGGUAGACGCCAAGCAGCCCAAAGCGCACAGAAAUGCAAUCCCCAUCCCAACAAGCCAGCAGCACGGCUCUUUCUGAAAACGAGCGACAUGGCAUCGGAGACACCAGUCUGCCGCUUCCUGAGAUGGCGGCUCCCAACUCCAAAGAAGAGGAGACCAAAACUCGAGAGAUAUCAAGUGACUCGUCAACGGAUGAUCUGGAGCCGCAAUGGAUCAGCGGCCUCCCGCUUGUGAAUAUGAUGGUCGCCCUGAGCAUCGUCAUGUUCCUCGUGCUCCUCGAUGGUUCGAUCAUUGGGACGGCCAUCCCACGCAUCACGAGCGAGUUCCAUUCUCUGGAAGAUGUAGGCUGGUACGGGUCGGCAUUUCAACUCGCGAGCGCCGCACUAGGACCCCUGACGGGGAAGAUCUACGCGACUUGCGAUAAAAAGUGGACAUUUAUAUGGUUCUUCGCUAUCUUCGAGGUGGGAUCACUCCUCUGUGGCGUGGCCGUGUCGUCCAACAUGUUGAUCGUCGGGCGGGCGGUGGCUGGCAUGGGCGUGGCGGGCCUGCAAAACGGUGGCCUGACCAUUGUAGCCAGCGCAGUUUCGCUUCAGAGACGUGCCAGUCUGAAUGGCAUUCUUGUGGGAUUGAGCCAGUUAGGCAUCGUGAUGGGGCCUCUAAUUGGGGGGGCUUUCACGUCAUAUUCCACUUGGCGAUGGUGCUUCUACAUCAACCUUCCUCUUGGCGCUGUCGUCGCCGUUGCCCUAUUCUUUGUGCGCAUUCCGGAACAAAAAGCCACGGGCAAGAGCGAACGCUUAAGUGCAAAAGCGCGUGCUUUGAUCAGAGACCUCGACUUGCUCGGCUUCACUCUGCUGACCGGAUUCGCAAUUGAGCUCCUCCUCGCUCUUCAGUGGGGCGGCAGCUCAUACGCCUGGAACAGCUCAGUCGUCAUUGGCUUGCUCUGCGGCGCUGCAGUCACCCUCGUCUUAUUCCUGUUCUGGGAGCAUCGCAAAGGCGACGAGGCCAUGAUUCCGUUCUCGAUCAUGACCAAGAGGGUCGUCUGGUGCGGCUGCCUGGUCUACGGCUUCUUGAUGGCGUCACUCUUCCUCUUGACCUACUACCUCCCUAUCUACUUCCAGUCCGUUCUGAAUGCGACGGCGAUAUUGAGUGGCGUCUAUACACUGCCGAACAUCUUGGCUCAACUGGCGGCUGCGAUCAUCUCGGGACUUUUAGUCGGUAGAUUGGGCUACUAUCUUCCUUGGAGUAUCGCCAGUGCAAUCAUGACAUCCAUCAGCACGGGUCUCAUGUCCACCUUUGACGUCAACACACCGGCGGGCAAGUGGGUCGGCUAUCAGAUCUUGUUCGGUGCUGGCUGCGGCAUGGGGAUCCAAAUGCCAAUCCUCGCGGCCCAAAACUCGCUCGCGGCCCAAUACAUCCCCAUCGCCAUCGCCACGCUCAUCUUCGCCCAGAACAUGGUGACCGCCAUCUGGCUGACCAUCGCCUCGACCAUCUUCGAGAACAGUCUCCGCACGCUCAUCGUGGAAUACGCCCCCUCCGUCGAUGCGGAGGUGGUGAUCAACGCGGGAGCCACGGGGAUCCGGGACGUGGUGCCGGCCGGCCCGGUCCUCACACAGGUGCUGGCGGCGUACUCGAAGGCUAUCGAUAACACCUUUUACCUCUCGACGGCGUCGUUGGCGGCGAGUUUGUUGUUCGUGUGGGGCACGGGGUGGAAGGAUAUUCGAAAGAAGAAGGAGACUUCGCUGUCGUAAGCAGCAGAUGGACAGGCUUGGUGAGUCACUGUCUACUUUUCUUGCAUUUGGCUGUCCUUUUGGUUCGGAAAGAGAUGUACAUGGCUGGGAAGGACAUUUCGGUUUGAGGCGCAUAACAAUAGCGUCCAAGAUUGCGUCAUGUAACAAAGCACCCAUUCGUACUAG